Messenger RNA from Lates calcarifer (barramundi perch), 2429 nucleotides. RefSeq names its product caveolin 3 (gene cav3). Bases 216 to 674 code for a protein of 152 amino acids. The transcript has 2 exons. The record is from RefSeq and is a predicted model, not a curated record. Gene Ontology annotation, molecular function: molecular adaptor activity; transmembrane transporter binding; connexin binding. Gene Ontology annotation, cellular component: caveola. Gene Ontology annotation, biological process: caveola assembly; regulation of membrane potential. NCBI's taxonomy places the organism in Eukaryota, Metazoa, Chordata, Actinopteri, Centropomidae.
GUGUGUGUGUGUGUGUGUGUGUGUGUGUACAGGGCGGGGGUCAGGCCUCCAUUUUUACCAGGACGUUUGCAGCAGCUGUCCACUGGCAUGUCAUUGGGAGCGUCACAGUGGUGAUACAGGGGUUUCAGAAGCGAAAUUGAGGCGGCUACGCGCAGUUUGAUCCAGGAAGGUUUACCCUCACUGUCUCCGGCCCCUCCAGGACCUGCAGCCCCACCAUGGCGGAUCAGUACCAGUACAACACCAACGAGGAGAAGAUUGUGAAGGACAGCCACACCAAAGAGAUCGACCUAAUUAACAGAGACCCAAAGCAGAUCAAUGAGGACGUGGUGAAGGUGGAGUUUGAGGAUGUCAUUGCGGAGCCUGAUGGUACACACAGCCUGGAUGGAGUGUGGAAGCUCAGCUACACCACCUUCACCGUGUCCAAAUACUGGUGUUAUCGCAUCUUGUCUGCCGUCUUUGGCAUCCCUGUUGCUCUACUCUGGGGCUUCCUCUUUGCCUGCAUCUCAUUCUGCCACAUCUGGGCUGUGGUUCCCUGCAUCAAGAGCUGUCUGAUUGAGUCACAGUGCAUCAGCCGCAUCUACUCUCUCUGCAUCCAGACCUUCUGCGAUCCCUUCUUUGAAGCCCUGGGCAAGAUCUUCAGCAGUGUGCGCGUGGCAAUGCGCAAAGAAGUCUAAGAACUCACACAGAAGUGUUUAUAGUAUGAUCGGAUGAAGUGUGGUACCUUUUUUUACACCAGAAGAUCAGUCCUGGCAUCUUGCUUACUCCCUGAUACUCUUCCUCCCGCUGCCUUCAUAACAUGCUGUUCCCCACCCUCCCAUCCUCAAGCCCUCAGCUCUGAGUAAUGACGUGCCCCGUGUGCCUUUUGCCACCAGAAGCUCUGCGACAGCUGCAGCAGGCUGGGUGGUUCUGUGACAGCUUUGGCACUCCAGGCUCAGUGCUCCUCACAUAGGGAGGAGAGGGCCACCUGCCAUGAGGAGGAUCUGUCUGCCCUCAUUUAUUUGUAUCACAAAAAGCUCAGAUAAAGGCUACUCAUUCACAACAAAUGAAAUUGACUCCCUAACACUGCUGCACCUUUGGAGGAUGCUACUUGUAUGCAUUUGGCUAUUCUUGAUGCUGUAUGUUGCUGUGUCCAGUAUUGUUUUACUUCAUAUUGAUCAAAUUGAAUUUGACACUUACAUGUUUGUACACUUAACCCUAUUAGAAAAACCCUAACAGAAUGAAAGGAAUUGAAAAUGUUUUGUGAACGUAAUUACUUUGUCCAGUAUUAUCUGAAAUAGAUUCUGAGACAUUUCCAUCUUAAUUUGUGACAACUCUGGAGUUACUAAGAGACUUUUUGGAGACCUGCAGAUGUAUGGAGUACAUCUGGAACCAGCCAUGCAGAUAAUCUACUUCCUUUUCUCAAAGUGUGAUGAGUGGAAUAUUAAAUCUACUUGUUUGCAUAUUUCUGUCAAGUAUGUGUAAAUAAGUAUGGACCUAGCUACUACUAGCUACUACUGAUGCCGUAAAGAAAAAACCUCUCUAUGAGACCCAUAGUAAUGUUCCACAGUGUUAUUCUGAUUUGAAAGAAAAGCGGCUGUAGUCCAGAGAGGAAAAUUAUACAUGGGCUGAAACUAAUGUAAAGAUGCCUUAAAAUUAAUGAAACUGUCCUUCUGAUAAGAAUACUACAACACUGGUUUAGUGUUUGAUUUAAAGUAUACAGUGUUAUGUGCAUUUCAGAGCUUUCUUGGAGACUUAAAAACCAAACAUCUUACUUCAGUCAACCUGGAGGCACAGACCUGGGAACUGUGACCCACUAGAGGUUGCUGUUGUAUAUCUUUCAUGAGCUUCUCUGUUGUGUCUCAGAUUCAUUAUUGAUGAUUCAGUUUCACCACACCCUUCUUUGUUUAUAGCCUCAGUGUGAUUCUUUCUGGUCAAUUCCUUUAAGUACUGUAUUCCACUAGAAAUACUAGAAAAUGUAUAGUUGGAGUUUAUAUGAAGAGAAAUAGUACAUUGGCUUAAAAUAUUAUUCUGAUUGAUGAGCUGUAUGAAACAGUAUAAUUAGUGAGCAAGAAUGAUUCAUUUGCCAGGUUAUGAGGUAAAAUUUCAUUAAAAAAUAACAUUGAGCGCCUUAGUCACUUUGAUUUUAGCACAGUGUGGGCGAUAAUAACCAGAUGAUCAUUUAAUCUGAAACACAGUUCUCUCCAUAAACUACAUUUUAUACAAAUAAAUAAAACAUUCAUGUGUAUUUUCCCAAAACUCAGCACCAUAUUUGCGGGGCUGUGUAGACGUGAGUAUAUAUGGAAUCAAAUGUUUGAUCCUCAAAAGAAGGAUUUUAGAUUCAAUGUGGUAUUUCUAUGUAAACUGAGCUCAGAAAUGACUAUGCCAAGAGUGAAUAUAUAGAAUGAAUGUAUUUGAUGUAACCAAAAUACAGCAAAUUCCUCACAAAUCAA